UGCAAUCAAUAGUUGGCUGUUCUUGGCGGAAAUUUCGCGCACUGCGCAAGUCGACCAAUGACGACACUCGAUUUAUACUCUGUUUCAGAUCGGUCACUCAAAAAUUGAACAUUCCAAAGGCCGGUCUCCUCCUUCUCGGUGUUCUUUGUUGUUAAUCGCCGCACCCAAUCAACAUUAAAAUGCUGUCCGCCGCUAGAUUGAUUGCCCCUGCAGCCAGGUCUGCUAUCUUCAGCAAUGCCGCCAUCGUCAGGCCACUGGCAGCAGUGCCCUCACAGACACAGAUCGUGCCUGCGGCCCCAGCACAGUUCUCAGCUGUCCGAUCGUUCCAGACCACCUCAGUCACUAAGGAUAUCGACUCAGCUGCUAAAUUCAUCGGCGCUGGUGCGGCGACAGUAGGAGUAGCUGGAUCUGGUGCUGGUAUCGGAACAGUUUUCGGCUCCCUCAUCAUCGGCUACGCCAGGAACCCAUCUCUCAAACAGCAACUUUUCUCAUACGCCAUCUUAGGUUUCGCCCUGUCUGAGGCUAUGGGUCUGUUCUGUCUUAUGAUGGCCUUCCUGCUGUUGUUCGCUUUCUAAGCUAUUUAUUGUUAAGAACACUACUACUGCCAUCCUACGAGGUUUCAGUGUAUAAUAUCUGGAGUGAAAGGCCAUGGAAUCAAUGUGUGAAACCUCACCCUCAUAGUGGUGCAAAGGACAUGUGUUUUAAGUGUUACGGUAUGCCGUCACAUCAUUGGGCAUGCAAUUUAUUUAAUUAUGUAGUAUAUAUCUGCAAAUAAAACAUUGUAUGAAAACUUUGAUUAUUCCUACACCUAUGUUUGUAGACUGUUGACCGAAAAUCAUGUUAUGAAUAGUCUCGCAGUGUAACUGUUGAAAGUCUUUGAUGAUAUUUGAAGCCAGUCAAAACGCAAUGCGUGUGUUGUCAUCGACUUAAUACUUAUGCUGUUUGGGAAUGUCAGUAUCUGUAUUGUACAUUUUAGGGCAAUUAAAUGAUACAAAUCA
Aricia agestis (brown argus) is the source of this 998-nucleotide messenger RNA. RefSeq names its product ATP synthase lipid-binding protein, mitochondrial (gene ATPsynC). The coding region runs from base 180 to 575 and encodes 131 amino acids. Gene Ontology annotation, molecular function: proton transmembrane transporter activity. Lineage: Eukaryota; Metazoa; Arthropoda; Insecta; Lepidoptera; Lycaenidae. The record is from RefSeq and is a predicted model, not a curated record. The transcript is spliced from 4 exons. Gene Ontology annotation, biological process: proton motive force-driven ATP synthesis; proton transmembrane transport.